GGUGGUUUCGUUCCCGGAAGCGGCGGUGGUUGAAGUUGGAAGUCCCGGCUUUGGCCCGAGCGAGCGCGGCGGGGGGGGCGAGCUCCGGCUGCGGAGGAGAAUGAGGCGCGGGGGCCCCGCCGAGCCCGAUUUCAGCCUGGGAGCGGUCCCGGCAGCGCGGCGCGUCUGAGAUACAUAUGGACUAAAAGAUCAAUCACUACUGCAAUGGAAAAGUCAUGGAUGCUUUGGACCUUUGUUGAAAGGUGGCUACUGGCUUUGGCAUCAUGGUCUUGGGGUCUCUGCCGUAUUUCUCUUCUACCUUUGAUAGUAACUUUUCAUUUGUAUGGCGGCAUUACUUUACUUAUGUUAAUAUUUGUAUCGAUAGCAGGUAUACUAUAUAAAUUCCAGGAUGUACUGCUUUACUUCCCAGAACAGCCCUCUUCUUCACGCCUUUAUGUUCCUAUGCCUACCGGUAUACCACAUGAAAACAUCUUCAUCAAAACCAAAGAUGGAGUUCUUCUCAAUCUUAUUCUGUUGAGAUACACUGGGGACAAUGCAGCGUAUUCUCCUACUAUCAUUUAUUUUCAUGGGAAUGCAGGCAACAUUGGUCACAGGUUACCGAAUGCUUUGCUGAUGCUGGUAAACUUGAAAGUAAAUUUGCUGCUGGUUGAUUAUAGAGGUUAUGGAAAAAGUGAAGGAGAAGCAAGUGAAGAAGGUUUAUACUUAGAUUCUGAGGCUGUGCUAGACUACGUGAUGACUAGGUCUGACCUUGAUAAAACAAAAAUCUUUCUUUUUGGCCGUUCCUUGGGGGGAGCAGUGGCGGUUCAUUUAGCUUCUGAAAAUUCCCAUAGGAUUUCUGCCAUAAUGGUGGAGAACACAUUUCUUAGCAUUCCACAUAUGGCCAGCACUUUGUUUUCUUUCUUCCCAAUGAGAUAUCUUCCUUUGUGGUGCUACAAAAAUCAAUACCUGUCCUACAGAAAAAUCUCUCAGUGCAGAAUGCCUUCCCUCUUCAUCUCUGGGCUAUCUGACCAGUUAAUUCCUCCAGUUAUGAUGAAGCAGCUUUAUGAAUUAUCCCCGUCUCGGACAAAGAGAUUGGCAAUAUUUCCAGAUGGAACUCACAAUGACACUUGGCAGUGUCAAGGUUAUUUCACUGCACUUGAACAGUUCAUCAAAGAAGUAAUAAAGAGUCACUCCCCUGAAGAAAUGGCAAAAACAUCAUCCAAUGUAACAAUAAUAUAAUCGAUAUUCCCUUUUUUCUGAUAAAACUGCACUGUACCUUGAUUUGUGAAAAACUGUAAAAGAAUGUCAAUUUUUAAAUGUAUAUUAUCUCUGUACUUGCCUAAAGAGUGAAAUUAAACUUGGAAAGGUCUAAUACUUUAUUAUGAUCAUCCAUAUAGUUUUUACAUUUGCAACAUUGUAAAUGAGUGAACAGUUUUACAGGUCUUUCCCAUACACCUUUUGGAUUUGUUUAUUCUUCCACUUGUUCGAUAUAUACAAUGAAGGCUGUUAAACUUCUUGUGACUACAUUAUUACAAUUUACAUUAGUUUAAGAUGACAGAAGGCACUUCAGUAUUCUCUGCUGUAUGUAUCAGCUAUUUGGCCAAUCAUGAUUAGCAAAAUAUGUUCCAUAACAAUAUUUCUCUUCUAGGAUUUAGUUUAAGUAUACCAUGCAUGAUAGUGUUUUAUUCUUUGAAUUUCUGUGUUAUGCAAGAUAUGCUAAGUAAUGUAAAUAUCAUUAAUGGCAGCGUAUACCUAAGGGUGUGCGAUCCUGAUUAUUUUUAUGGUUAUAUAUGUUAUAUUACAAAUUGAAGGUUAAGAGGAAAAGCCAAUUUUCUAUAUUAUUUUCAUUAUUUUUACUGUAGUAGUGCUCACAAAUUUGAGUGUCCAUGCCUAAAGGCCAAGAGAUGUUUUUUCCUUGUACAGCCUGCUAUCUGAGAAGAGAAUUAACCGAUGAAGAGAGGGGAAAAAAUGUACCAUCCAAAUAUAACUCUUUCAGAACAAUUAUUGUUUGUCCACAGCUCUUCAACUUAGCCAUUAUUAGUUGCUUUUUGUUGGCAUCACAACACAAUCAUCAGUUUAGGCAGGGUGUCCCAUGUCUAGGUCAGGAUAGCAGAAAGAGCAACACUAUUUGUUUAAGAGAUGGCAGGUGGGGUGCUACAUAUAAACUUACAUUUGAUUUUAAAUUUGAUGAACUUAAACAUGUCUGUACUCCCUCUACAUACACUUCUAAAACAAGUAGUCUGUUAAAACAGAGUUUGAUUUGUACGGUUUCUAUGAUAGGGAUAAGAAAGCCACAUAAACAUUUAGACUCAGCAGAUUUAUGAUUUGUUAAAGCCUAGUGAAUAUAGAUCAUUUUAUUUUAACUUUUAGCCUUUUGUUUGCGGAUUUUUUAUUUAAAUUUUAUUGUAUAUUGUGCAGAUUGUAAGUACCAUCAACAAAAAUGUGAAUUUCUUCCAGUCACAUUAAGAGUUAAUGGUGACCACUUUAGUGUCAACAGUGUUGAAUAAUAAGAUAAGAGCCUGAUUGUGACUGUCCUUCUAGAAUGAGGAUCCUUGCUUGAACAACUAUACCAAAGCUGUCUGGCAUCUGCUCAGUUAACAUGUACAAAUAUAUAAAAUACCUUGUCUAGGUUUAAUUACUCAUUUGCUGCAGAUGAUAUGCAGUUUGCCUAUUCAACAAAUAGCUUUUUUUUUAACCAGAGUAAGUAUAUCUGUGAAAAAAGGUUUUCCAUUCAAAAAUCUGUACCAUUGCUGUUUCAGACUGAAUUCUCUUAAGCCCUAAUUCAGGAAAGCACUUCAGCACAUGCUUAAAUCCAUUCCUGUUUAGGAGUAGCACUUAAGCAUGUGCCCAAGGUCCGUUAGCUUCAGUGAACAAAGCUGCAUUCCUGAACUGGUGCCUUAAUGACUACUUUAUUAUAUAGAAGUACAGGUAUUGCACAUGGAUAUGUCUUUAUCAACAAAUUAAAUAUGGACAUGAGGGGUGAAAUUUCUCAACUAGAGAAAAUAGUUUUCAACGAUGGUUACUCAUUUUUCUUAAUAAAGACAUAUCCUAUAUUGCUGCCAUCUCAGUGACAAGUAUAUUUUUAAUACUGCAGCCAGAAGUCCUUUAAAAUGACUGGAGUCAACAUUGGAACUGCCUCGUGUUAUAAACUCUCCUUGUCUCCUCUAAUUAUUUCAGUGUUGUGCAGUAUAUUUCUUUUCCUGUGUGAUGUAGAAGUGGCAACCUUCUUAACAGCUAAAAGAAUUUAAUGGAUCAUAAUGUUCGUUUACUUGGUAUAUUCCUAUCAGACCGUGUAUAUUUUUCACAAAUUUUGUUCUUGUGUUGUACUAUUUCAGCUACAUCACAGAUUUGGAACUGACUAAAUUCCUACAGAAAAUACUCGGAUAUAAUUUAUUUAUUCUAAGUGGGACAAAUAUUGCUGUUCUGAAAGAAAAAGCUUUUAAUAGUAGCAGCCACUCAUGCAGAUUAUUUGUUGACUGUUGUAAAUUCAGCUCUGUAAAUAGCUGCUUCAAAAGUUGUCAUAUCUGGCCAUUAUUAAAUUAUGCCCAAUAUAAAAUAUGGAUUUCCAAAGCAAAAGCUGAACAUAAAUUAAAUGUGUAUUUUUAGUGUAAACUCUGACUCCAUAAAGGGCUCUUUAUACACUUGUAUCAUCUGAGUAGGGAAUGUUGAAUUGGGCCCAUAGUUGCAAAAGCAACGUGUGGGGAGGGAAGGGGCAGGAAAUCAUGACAAACUAGAACUGUUUAGCAAUGCACUCUUGAUCACCAAACCAUAUCACCAUAGUGACUGUGGGUUUUCAAGUCAUAUAUCUGAAAACCUGCACAUUGUGAUAAAUAUUUAUCCCAGGUAUGAGGUGUCUAUAUUCAUAGGAUUUAUUAAACUGAAUACUGACCCUCCACUUUUUACUCCUUCAACCACAUACACAUGUUCAGACUCCUUUCCUGUGCCAUAUAGGGAUAGGGUCAUGUUAAGCAGUGUGAAUGAGAAACUGAAUCUCUAAAAGACGUUUACCUUUUCGCUUUGAAAUCCAUCUGGGGCAGGUGGGAGGGAAUUCUUAAACCAAUUUUGUUAAGUUCUGUUUUCUGUAAAUACUAUACUGCUGUCAAUGUGAUUAUUUAUUGGUAACAAAAGUGGAAAAUUAUCCCCCCCCCCCCCCCC
This is a messenger RNA of Trachemys scripta elegans, 4134 nucleotides long. RefSeq names its product abhydrolase domain containing 13 (gene ABHD13). Lineage: Eukaryota; Metazoa; Chordata; Testudines; Emydidae. The record is from RefSeq and is a predicted model, not a curated record. Bases 205 to 1218 code for a protein of 337 amino acids. Gene Ontology annotation, cellular component: membrane. Gene Ontology annotation, molecular function: palmitoyl-(protein) hydrolase activity. The transcript has 2 exons.